AUGCAUCUCUUCCAACUCCUCACCAUCGCCAUCACCGCGCUAGCCGCAACCUUCCACCUUGCAGCAGCAUCCCCCGCGCCAAAACCCAACCCAGAACGAAUCACAGUCUCCCUACUGCGCCCCGACGACUACAAUCUCCGCCGCAGAAUCACUCUCCAAACCGAAUGCCAGAAACUCGAUUACAGCAACAAGCACGAGUUCCCGCAGGGCAUCGAGGGCGCCGAUAUUCCGGAUGGGUAUCGGUGUAGAUUUUGGAGGUCGGAUGCGUGUAAUGGGGGCGGUACUGGCGAUCUUAAGAAUACUAGGACCCUCGGUGCUCGCUUGUUUGUCCCGGCGUUUAGGGGGAUUAUGCUGAAUUCGUUUAAGUGCUAUAGGGGGGAUUAG
Aspergillus mulundensis is the source of this 384-nucleotide messenger RNA. RefSeq lists its product as uncharacterized. The transcript has 2 exons. Lineage: Eukaryota; Fungi; Ascomycota; Eurotiomycetes; Eurotiales; Aspergillaceae. The record is from RefSeq and is a predicted model, not a curated record. The coding region runs from base 1 to 384 and encodes 127 amino acids.